AUUUUUUUCUUGACUGCACACACGACAGUUACAUGAGUCGUCCAGAACAUCAUCUCAAAUGGGUCUCAAACUUCAAGAUCUCUACGUCUUCCUCCUCUCGUCCUGACCCGGCAUCUUCUUUUAUUCUACCUCUUCCUCCCCAUUCGCCUUGAUAUCACGACAUAUCUCCUGCGACUUUGCCGCGGCUUUGCAGCCCACUCUUUAAUCCCGCAUUCCACCGACGAUAGCCCUCCUCAAACCUCAAAAGCACAAUCGCAGUGCUAUUGACUACUCAAUUCGAUAUGGUUCGCAACAUAGUCGUCCUUGGAGGCAACUCCCAUCCUCAACUCGUCGACACAAUCUCCAACAUUCUCGGCGUUCCACCGUGCAAUCGAAUUCUUUCAAAAUUUUCUGUCGGGGAAAGCCGUCUUGAAAUCAAGGACUCCGUAAGAGGGAAGGAUGUCUACAUCAUUCAAUCUGGCGGUGGUAAGGUCAAUGACAACUUUGUCGAUCUUUGCAUCAUGAUAUCAGCCUGCAAGACUGGAUCUGCAAAGCGCGUUACAGCUGUUCUUCCAUUGUUUCCUUAUUCUCGACAACCCGACUUGCCAUAUAACAAAGUUGGAGCACCCUUGUCAAAAGCCCCAACCGAUGUCAACAGAGGAGACUUUACAUUUGAAAGCCGACCUCCAACUCCUGGACCAGGUCAACCUCAGAGUCAAAGUCUGACGAAUGGCAAUGGUAAUGGUAUGGAAGGGCUUCAAAAGAAGCUAGGAAAGGCGAGCUUGGAGCAGCAGAAUGGCACAACGUAUACCAACGGAAUCACCCCACCCAGGCGAUCGGAUACAUUGGACUCAUCGUCGUCGGUCACCGGGAGAGGUCGGGGAAGCUCUUCCAGCUCUGCAUCCGCCCCUCCAUUCACAACUCACGACUACGAGAAUCCAACAAUGUUGAAGGAAGCAGGCAAAAUCUUCCAGGCCAAGCCAGGAUAUAAGCAAUGGGUUGCUCAAGCUGGAACCCUUGUCGCAGACCUUUUGACCUGUGCUGGCGCGGAUCACAUCAUCACUAUGGAUUUGCAUGACCCUCAAUACCAGGGCUUCUUUGAUAUCCCAGUGGACAAUCUGUAUGGCAAGGCAUUGUUAAAGAGAUACAUUCAGACCAAGAUUCCUGACUUCAAGGACGCGGUUAUCGUCAGUCCAGACGCUGGCGGUGCGAAGAGAGCAACUGCUAUUGCAGAUGAUCUUAAUGUGGACUUCGCUCUGAUUCACAAGGAACGUCGACCUACACGUAUCACAGACCGCCAAAAUGCCACCAUGAUGCUCGUAGGAGAGGUUGCAGGCAAAGUCACUAUACUUGUGGAUGAUUUGGCCGACACCUCCAACACUAUCACAAGAGCUGCCAAACUCCUGAAGAAGGAGGGUGCCACAAAGGUUUAUGCCCUGCUCACACAUGGAGUGUUUAGCGGUGACGCUAUUGCCCGUAUCAAUGCCUCCGCCCUGGAUAAAGUCGUCGUAACCAACAGUGUUCCACAAGAUGAGCAUAAGAGAUUGUGCCCCAAGCUGGAAGUUCUCGAAGUUGGAACGGUCUUUGCGGAAGCAAUUCGUCGCGUUCAUCAUGGAGAAUCCAUUUCUGCUUUAUUCUGGGAGUAGACGUCCGGUGUUUUCUUGGUUCUGGUGGUCAGCAUUUCUGUUCUGGCGUUUGAGGAGAAUCAUAAUGGGGAUAGGCCAUCUGGGCUGUGAGCUUUGCGUCUCGUUGACCACUUGGCAUACAAUUGCUAUACCUCGUAACCGCAUUCGCGGAUCAUACUGAUUUGCAGUGAUUCGGGAAGACAUAGAUAAGUCGUAUAUUUGGCUUCCACUGAACGCUUUCCCAAGUGCUGGAUAAAAAUUCGUGGAGAGUAAUGUAGGACAUUUCAAUAGAAAAAUAGGAGCAAGUUCUUCC
Molecule: messenger RNA, 1917 nt
Organism: Mollisia scopiformis
Lineage: Eukaryota; Fungi; Ascomycota; Leotiomycetes; Helotiales; Mollisiaceae
Product: ribose-phosphate pyrophosphokinase-like protein
Exons: 2
Coding region: 282-1625 (447 amino acids)
Biological process (GO): purine nucleotide biosynthetic process; 5-phosphoribose 1-diphosphate biosynthetic process
Cellular component (GO): ribose phosphate diphosphokinase complex; cytoplasm
Molecular function (GO): ribose phosphate diphosphokinase activity; magnesium ion binding
Source: RefSeq, a predicted model, not a curated record